AUGUCGUUCCGUCUGCACAUCAUUCGACAUGCACAGGGCACUCACAAUAUCGCCCACGAUAAAACAAUACCUGAUCCGCCGUUAACAGAAGAAGGUAUACAACAAUCCGAAGACUUGUGUCGCGACUUUCCCUACAAAGAGAAGGUUGGAUUGGUGAUAACUUCGCCACUUCAACGUACACUCCAAACGGCAACAGUGGGCUUCGAACAAUCCAUUGAUCAAAAAUACUAUUCGAAAAGCUCCGGAAGGGGUAUCACAGGUGGUGCGCGAUUAUCCCUUGAGCCAGACGCACAGGCACACUCCUCACGACCGUGCGACACCGGCUCCGAUAUUUCAGUUCUACAGUCACGGUUCCCCGGUCUCUCCUGGGACACAUUAGACAUGGAUUCCACGUUCCCAGCCAAGAAGGGAAUCUAUGCCACUGAUGCAGAAUCGCUACAACUUCGUGGAUGGAGACUCCAGCGCCGAUUGGAAGAAUAUUUCACGCAGUUGCAAAACAGCGAGCGUCCUGACAUCGUUGUUCUUUCACAUGGCGGCUGGCUAAAGUACGUGAUCGGGCAGGACGUUGGAGUAAAAGCUGCCAAGUGGAAGACAUUUGAGGUCUCGUUCGAUGAAGAUUCGAGAAUUGUGGUCGAGUCGUCACUUUCCGAGGAUGCUUAG
Messenger RNA from Penicillium olsonii, 660 nucleotides. NCBI's taxonomy places the organism in Eukaryota, Fungi, Ascomycota, Eurotiomycetes, Eurotiales, Aspergillaceae. The record is from the annotation of a GenBank genome assembly.